Messenger RNA from Phasianus colchicus (ring-necked pheasant), 2568 nucleotides. RefSeq names its product N6-Methyl-AMP deaminase (gene MAPDA). Gene Ontology annotation, molecular function: adenosine deaminase activity. NCBI's taxonomy places the organism in Eukaryota, Metazoa, Chordata, Aves, Galliformes, Phasianidae. Gene Ontology annotation, biological process: adenosine catabolic process; inosine biosynthetic process. The record is from RefSeq and is a predicted model, not a curated record.
GCGCUUUCGUGAACGCGCCGCCCUGCGGGGCGCUGCGCCGUUACGGCCCCGCCCCGGCCCGCCCCCGCCACAGGGGCGCCGUCAUGGCGGCGGAGCGGGAGCGGCGCUUCUACCGGCAGCUGCCCAAAGUGGAACUUCAUGCUCACUUGAAUGGCUGUAUCAGUUCUUCUACUAUGAAGAAACUUAUAGCACAGAAACCAUACCUUCAGAUCCAGAAUGGAAUGACUGUGAUUGACAAAGGAAAGAAAAGAACCUUAGAUGAAUGUUUUCAGAUGUUUCAGAUCAUCUAUCAGAUUACAACAAGGACUGAAGAUAUUUUACUGAUAACUAAGGAUAUUGUUAAAGAAUUUGCUGAUGAUGGUGUCAAAUAUCUGGAAUUAAGGAGCACUCCUCGAGAAGAAAAUUCCACAGGUAUGACCAAAAGGAUGUAUGUUGAAACUGUACUUGAGGGUAUAAAGCAGUGUAAAGAAGAAGGCUUGGAUAUAGAUGUAAGAUUAUUAAUAGCAAUAAAUAGAAGAGAUGGCCCAACAGUUGCUAAGCAGACUGUUAAACUUGCUGAAGAAUUCUUUCUUUCCACUGAUGGGGUUGUAGUAGGACUUGACCUCAGUGGCGAUCCAAAUGCAGGGCAUGGUCAAGAUUUUUUUGAACCCCUCUCAGAAGCAAAAAAAGCAGGUCUGAAGCUGGCAUUGCAUCUUUCAGAGAUUCCAAAUCAAGAGGAGGAGACCAAAAUUCUCCUGGGCCUGCCUCCUGACAGGAUUGGACAUGGAACGUUUCUCAACUCUGCAACAACUGGCUCAGAAGAAUUAGUGCCACUUGUUAGGCAGAAUCAUAUACCUAUUGAACUUUGCAUGACAUCAAACAUCAAAACUCAGACAGUGCCUUCUUGUGACAAACACCAUUUUGGAUACUGGUACAACAUUGGCCACCCUGCCGUGCUUUGUACUGAUGAUAAAGGCGUAUUUGCAACAGAUUUGUCUCAAGAAUAUGAACUGGUUGCAAAAACAUUUAAUCUGACUCGAUCGCAGAUGUGGGAUCUUUCCUAUGAAUCAAUCAACUAUAUCUUUGCUUCAAAUGUAGUGAAAUCAAAGCUAAGGGAGCAGUGGUGUAAACUGAAGCCAACUCUGUUUGUUUAAUCAAACAACUGCUCUAAACAUCUUAGGUACAUUAGCUUAAUUAGUUGUUUUUUUUUUAAUUGUUCUUUUUUUUUUUUUAAGACAAAAAUCCUUGGUUUUAGCCUAUUCCAGAUGUUAGGCUUAUAAAUCUGGUCCACAAACCAAGCCAUUGUAAAAAGAAGACAGACAUGCAUCCUUUGGUAGCAAGGACAAAAGUGAAUGUCCUUUCGUAGUUGGGAAGGGCCCUAAAUCAGUGACUAAAGUUUCAAAUAUAUCAUCAUGCAGUGUCUCUCUACUUGAUAGGACAUUAAAAGAUAAUGAAGUACUUGAAUGGAAUACAUUAUCUUACUAGAAACACUGGGGACUGAGAAUAAAGGUACAGUUGUUAGGGUUCAAAGGCUGUCUGUUGGCAGCAUUAUGCCAAGCCGUGGAUAUGGGUUGUGGAUUUGUUUCUUUGUAUUGUUUUCAAACAGAAGUUUUAAGCAAUUAAUUGAAUGUGAAAACAACCUCAGGGAGAAGGAGGUAUUUGUCUCAAGGGACUUGAAUACUGCAUCUACUUUUGUUGGCAUACCUGUAUGACUGAAUCCUGCUGUGGGUUCUCCAGUGUAAUGGGAGUGUCCAUGGGUAUACUCAAUCCUGAUAGUAUUUAGACAAAGAUUAGAAUCUUGAAAGCCUUAGAAAUGGUGACCUACCUGGAGGAAAUUCUUGAAAUGCUCUAAUUUCUAUCUGCUUAUUGUAAAAAGCAAUAAAAAUAUUUUGAGCGUACGUGUUUUCAGAACAACUCCAUCGUGUGUGUGUGUGUGUGCAUUUGAGAUUUGUAGGACAGGAAUGUGUCGCAGCGCAGCCUCUGUCUUCCCAGCAGCACCGUGUUUGUUCUGACAGCAGGGGGUGCUCGUUCAUUCAGGCUGUUAACGAACCUGUGUACACCUGGGUAUGUAUUGGGAUACUGAGCACUCGAAAUAUGUGUGAGCAACUGUGUGCAGCUAUGUUACAUACUAUAUUGCACAUCCCUGGGGAGCGUAUCUUUGGGAAGUAUCCCAAAGAAAGAUAUUUUCUACACACACACACGCACAAAAAGGAAUCCCACCAAGAGAGACUUGGGUAAGGGGAGAGCAUCGGAGGUGUUCAAGAGUCAGUGCGUUUACAUGAGGUUUUCACAGAAUGUUUUUCAAGCACAAAAAUAUUCCUUUUAGAGACGGGGGAAAAGUUAAGUGAAGUAGAACUAAUGCUUUGUAUUUUGUUAUCUGAACUCAGAGUAAGAUCUCACCAGAGUUAUCAAAACCACGUGCUUGCUUAUUCAGAGGCAGUAUCUUAAGUUACUGAAGUUACUGUUCAAAUAGAUUUGCUGGUUACAUUAUCUUGUGGUGCCUGCUGUUUGUCUGACUUGGUUCUUUCAAAGGAAAUAGCUCCUAUGGUACAAGGGUUUCUUCAUUGUUUAAAAAAAAAAAAAAAAAAA